Molecule: messenger RNA, 930 nt
Organism: Penicillium canescens
Lineage: Eukaryota; Fungi; Ascomycota; Eurotiomycetes; Eurotiales; Aspergillaceae
Exons: 1
Coding region: 1-930 (309 amino acids)
Source: RefSeq, a predicted model, not a curated record
AUGCGUUUUACCGAAUCUUCUCUUCUCUUUGCACUCUCCGCUGUGACGAUCGUUUCCGGUGAGAAGACCUACCAGAAGUUGGCUUCGCAGGGCUCACCUUUUCCUGCGACGAGCAACGUCAAAACCUUGUACAAAGGCUUGACUUCCAACAACCAACUGAUGGCCCGUCAGGGCUCUGCUGGCGGCUCUAACUAUUGCUCCGGUGUUGGUGCCACCUGCGUCAGUUGUUUUGGACCUGGAUACACUGAAUGUUCUGAUGGUUUUAAUUGCUACAACCCCAGCGAUCCAACCAGUACAUGCUCUAUCUCUUCUGGCUCUGGCUCUGGUUCUGGCUCUGGUUCUGGCUCUGGUUCUGGCUCUGGUUCUGGCUCUGGUUCUGGCUCUGGCUCUGGCUCUGAUUCAAGUUCAGGUUCAGGUUCCAGCUUUGAUUAUUGCUCCAGUGGCACCUGCGUCAGUUGCUUUGGACCUGGAUACAUUGAAUGUUCUGAUGGUUUUACAUGCUACAACCCCAGCGAUCCAACCAGUAGCUGCUCUAUCUCUUCUGGCUCUGGCUCUGGUUCUGGCUCUGGCUCUGGCUCUGGCUCUGGCUCUGGCUCCGAAUCAACUGCUACCACCACAGACGGCCUCUCCAGCUCAAUAUCAAGAACUGCCACCACCACCACCGACGGCCCCUCCAGCUCAACAUCAAGCUCGGGACUCAGGUCUGGAUCUGGUAGUAUUCUAGAUCCUGCAUCUGACACAAGCACCAGCGCAGCGCCAUCUCAUACGAGUAGCACAUCAUCCUCGGGCUCUUCGAGCAGCUCUAUAUCACCCGGAAGCUCCGGCUCAUCAGGCAGUUCUGGCUCAUCAAGCAGUUUUGGAGCACCCAGUGCCGGAGCUCUCGUUCUUUCCCUUGGACUGAGUUGCUUUUUUGCCUUGUUUGCUAUGUAA